Westerdykella ornata is the source of this 1500-nucleotide messenger RNA. Its product is annotated as FMN-dependent alpha-hydroxy acid dehydrogenase. Gene Ontology annotation, molecular function: FMN binding; oxidoreductase activity. The transcript has a single exon. The record is from RefSeq and is a predicted model, not a curated record. The coding region runs from base 110 to 1432 and encodes 440 amino acids. Lineage: Eukaryota; Fungi; Ascomycota; Dothideomycetes; Pleosporales; Sporormiaceae.
CCAGCAACAACACUUCUAUACCAAACCGAAUAACCCCUCUCCUCUCACAGAAACUCUCAACCCUCCUCCUCCCUCCCCCUCCUCCAUUAUCCAAAAGACAAGCGGCAAAAUGACCACCAAACCCCCCAACCCCCUCGAACCCGACCCGGACUCCUUCGUCCAAUUCCAACGAACCCUCUACUCCUCCCUGCGAGCCCCCAAAUUCUCCACAAAACCCUCGGAAUGGGAAGCCCAAGCCCGCGCCGCCAUCCUCUUACCAAACUUCCACUAUAUCCAAGGCUCCGCCAGCAACGAGCAAACCGCCGCCGCCAACCUCUCCGCCUUCGACCGCUACCGACUGCGGCCCUGGAUGCUGACGCAGGCGACGAGGCGAGACAUGAGCGUCGAGUUAUUCGGGCGGAAGUACAAGAGUCCGCUGUUAGUGGCGCCAAUUGGCGUGCAGGAGAUUGCGCAUCCGGAUGCCGAGGAAGCGACGGCUAGGGCCUGCGCUGCGGCCAAGGUCCCCAUGAUUCUGUCCACGGCGGCGACGCGGUCGAUCGAGCAGGUCGCGAAGGCGAAUGGUGAGGGCGGGGAUCGCUGGUUCCAGCUCUACUGGCCGAAACCUCAGGCGGAGGAAUUGACGGCGAGUUUCCUGGCCAGGGCGAAGAGGGAGGGAUAUCAGGUGUUGGUCGUGACGCUGGAUACGUUCAUGAUUGGGUGGCGGCCUAAGGACCUGGAUGAAGCGUAUUUGCCGUUUAUAUGGGGUCAGGGCUGUCAAGUAGCCUUCUCGGACCCCGUGUUCAAUCGCAUGUACGAACAGCUACAAGCCGAGGACCAGCGGAGUAUUGCGGAGAAAGUCACAGAGGUGUGGCAGAUUCUCAAGAGACCGGGCAGUGUGACGGGCGCACUCAAGGUGUUGACGAGUGCGACGGCGAUGAAGAAGGCGCAGCUGUUUGUGAGCGCGUUGUCCUCGGGAACGUAUAGGGAAUGGAGCGAUUUGUAUAUUUUGAGAAAGUAUUGGGAUGGCCCGAUUGUGUUGAAGGGGAUCCAGACGGUCGAGGAUGCGCAUAGGGCGAUUGAGCACGGGAUGGAUGGGAUUGUGGUGUCGAAUCACGGGGGAAGGCAGCUCAACGGGGCGAUUUCGUCGCUAGAUGCGUUGGCGGAGAUUGGCGCUGAUCAGAAGGUCGUCGAGUCCGGUUUGACGCUUCUCUUCGAUAGUGGUAUUCGUACCGGGUCCGAUGUGCUCAAGGCGAUUGCUCUGGGAGCGAAAGCCGUCCUGAUUGGCAGACCCUACGUCUACGGUUUGGCGAUGGGAGGAGAGGAAGGAGUCAAGCAUGUCCUGGACUGCAUUCUUGCAGACACUGACAGCUCCAUGGCAAAUCUAGGGAAGAAGUCCCUGUCAGAGAUCACUCGUGACGAUCUCAGGGUCUUGGGAGAAAUGUCCAAGCUAUAGGUUAGAAUCAGAUAGAGGCACAGAGGCGAAAUAGAAGAAGAAACUUGAACGUGAACACUCUCGAUACC